Carlito syrichta (Philippine tarsier) is the source of this 1305-nucleotide messenger RNA. Its product is annotated as exostosin-1-like. The transcript has 11 exons. NCBI's taxonomy places the organism in Eukaryota, Metazoa, Chordata, Mammalia, Primates, Tarsiidae. Gene Ontology annotation, molecular function: glycosyltransferase activity. The annotation marks the transcript as partial. Gene Ontology annotation, cellular component: membrane. The record is from RefSeq and is a predicted model, not a curated record.
AUGGACAUUUAUGGUAAGGAUGGUGGGGAGUUUAGAGCUGACAUUGUGACCCAGCGAGUUCAGGCAAUAUCUGACUCCAGGGACCCUGUGGACUCUGUUCCCCCCAUGAAAAGUGGGUGUAACCGUCUACUCAAAAGUGACUGUGAAGCAAAUGGAGACGCUGUGGUCAUUUAUGAAAAGUCUUCUUCCUUUCGUCAUCCCUCACCUGUAUGGUACGACUACCGGGAGAUGCUGCACAACGCCACUUUCUGUCUGGUUCCUCGUGGACGCAGGCUUGGGUCCUUCAGGUUCCUGGAGGCUUUGCAGGCCGCCUGCGUCCCAGUGAUGCUGAGCAACGGAUGGGAGCUGCCGUUCUCGGAAGUGAUUAAUUGGAACCAAGCCGCCGUCAUCGGCGACGAGAGGUUGUUAUUACAGAUUCCUUCUACAAUCAGGUCUAUUCAUCAGGAUAAAAUCCUAGCACUUAGACAGCAGACACAAUUCUUGUGGGAGGCUUAUUUUUCUUCAGUUGAGAAGAUUGUAUUAACUACACUAGAGAUUAUUCAGGACAGAAUAUUCAAGCACAUAUCACGUAACAGUUUAAUAUGGAACAAACAUCCUGGAGGAUUGUUCGUGCUACCACAGUAUUCAUCUUACCUGGGAGAUUUUCCUUACUACUAUGCUAAUUUAGGCUUAAAACCCCCCUCCAAGUUCACUGCAGUCAUCCACGCAGUGACCCCCCUGGUCUCUCAGUCCCAGCCAGUGUUGAAGCUUCUUGUGGCCGCAGCCAAGUCCCAGUACUGUGCUCAGAUCAUAGUUCUAUGGAAUUGUGACAAGCCCCUCCCAGCCAAACACCGCUGGCCUGCCACUGCCGUGCCUGUCAUCGUCAUAGAAGGAGAAAGCAAGGUUAUGAGCAGUCGUUUCCUGCCCUAUGACAACAUUGUAACAGAUGCCGUGCUCAGCCUUGAUGAGGACACUGUGCUUUCCACCACAGAGGUGGAUUUCGCCUUCACUGUGUGGCAGAGCUUUCCCGAGAGGAUCGUGGGGUACCCUGCACGCAGCCACUUCUGGGACAAUGCCAAGGAGCGGUGGGGAUACACGUCCAAGUGGACCAACGACUACUCCAUGGUGUUGACUGGAGCGGCCAUCUACCACAAAUAUUAUCACUACCUGUACUCCCAUUACCUGCCAGCCAGCCUGAAGAACAUGGUGGACCAAUUGGCCAAUUGUGAGGACAUUCUCAUGAAUUUCCUGGUGUCUGCUGUGACAAAAUUGCCUCCAAUCAAAGUGACCCAGAAGAAGCAGUACAAGGAGACAAUGAUGGGACAG